AUGUUAGGGCCUCCUCUAAGGCACUUCUGGCCUGCGGCCCCACCCGUUAGCCGUGGGCGUUUGGCCAGCUCCCAGCGGAGCACAGUCCCGCGCUUGCAAGCCCUGAUCGCGAGGCUCCGACCUCGAGGCUCCGACCUCAACGCUCCUGGUUCCCCUCGCCCCCGGCCCAUCGCGACAUACGCUCCACCCACCUCCGCAGCUUACGCCUCCGCCCUCCUCCCGCAACUGCUGUGGCGUCACUUCCGCCGGAAGGGACGGGCGCGUCCGCGCGGCUGGCGCGAAAGUCGGGUCGCGGUUCGGCAAUUUCCGGGUCUGCGCUUGCUAGGGCUGGGGGCGCCGCUGGGGGCGGCGGUUGUGUGCCGGGCUGGCGCCCGACCCCAGCCGCCGUCCCGCGGACCGUGCGGCCCCCCACUCGCCGCCUGGAGACCCCCAGGCUCCACGGAGGUGAGUGAGGCUCGGAGUAAGGACCCAGCUCCCUCCCCUCGCCCCGCUGGGGGGAUCGCGAUGCUGCCUCUGGCCUUCCGGGCCCUGGUUUCCGGACCUUGUAACCGGCCCCUGGACCGGCGGAUAGGACUCAGACGCCGGAGAGGGAGUAACUGCGGCUGGACCGAGAGCCGGGCCUUUCCCUGGGACCUGGGGAGCUAG
Molecule: messenger RNA, 645 nt
Organism: Balaenoptera acutorostrata (minke whale)
Lineage: Eukaryota; Metazoa; Chordata; Mammalia; Artiodactyla; Balaenopteridae
Product: putative HTLV-1-related endogenous sequence
Exons: 1
Coding region: 1-645 (214 amino acids)
Source: RefSeq, a predicted model, not a curated record